AUGUGCCUCGAGUUAGGCGAUGGAGUCAAGGCGGAAUUUCGAUCUCGGAGAAAAUCCCCCACCAAAAAUGAAGGCUCUGUACAAACGGCGGGUGGCGUAAAAGGUGAGGGUAUUGCCGGGAGGGCGUGGUUGUCUGUCGCAAGUUGGCCUUUGCCGUCGGUUCAUGACGUUCGCCGCGCCAAGACUCAAGCGCGCGGCAGCGGCAAGGCCCUUUUACCGACCUCCAAGACUCGACAGCAACAGCAGCAAGCUUCAGCUCUGAGAAUACGCACAAUGGAGUCUAUCCCUACGCUUCCGCGGUGCUUGCCAGCGCAAUGCCGACGCCCAACUCGACGAGUAUCACCAAUCUUCCUCGAUUUCCUUGCCCCGACUGCGGUCCGAUCCCAGCACCGAUACGCCUCUACGACCGGAACGGACGGUACCUCUAAGCCUCGAUAUGUUCUGAGCAAGAAACAGCGUGAAUUCAUGGACGGUGCUCUGCGGGUCAAUCAGGCCGGUGAACUCGCCGCGACUCUCAUCUACACCGCGCAAACCCCUCAAAUCGUCCGAUCCCAUCCACACCUCCGACCCUUAAUGAAACACAUGUACGACCAGGAGGCAGGCCACCUGAAGACAUUCAACCAACUUGUUGCGAAGCACGAGAUUCGUCCAACAGCCAUGUACCCGUUUUGGGAGGCUGCAGCUACUUUCCUAGGAUGGUCCACCGCCGCGCUGGGUCGGGAAGCUGCCAUGGCAUGUACCGAGGCGGUGGAGACGGAGAUCGGUUCACACUACAACGACCAAGUGAGAGAGAUCCUAUCCUGGGAGGCGGAUGCGGAACGAAAGGGGGAGGAACUUGAUGAUGAGCUCAAGGAGAUGCUGAGCACAUUCCGACGAAUUCGGGAUGAGGAAUUGGAGCACCUGGACCACGCUGUUGCCAACGAUUCCAAGGAGGCUAGGCCGUACGAUCCACUGGUGGAUGUGAUUCGUCUAGGGUGCAGGACUGCUAUCAAGAUCAGUGAGAAGGUCUAA
This is a messenger RNA of Penicillium cosmopolitanum, 1011 nucleotides long. RefSeq names its product demethoxyubiquinone hydroxylase family protein. Gene Ontology annotation, molecular function: 3-demethoxyubiquinol 3-hydroxylase activity. Gene Ontology annotation, biological process: ubiquinone biosynthetic process. Lineage: Eukaryota; Fungi; Ascomycota; Eurotiomycetes; Eurotiales; Aspergillaceae. The transcript has a single exon. Gene Ontology annotation, cellular component: mitochondrial inner membrane. The coding region runs from base 1 to 1011 and encodes 336 amino acids. The record is from RefSeq and is a predicted model, not a curated record.